UUGACUAAAUGUGUAGGCCUAUCUCGAGAGCAAAGGAUAGUUUUUGUUGAUUAAUGGUUUUCCAACACACAUAGAACAUAGAUGAUAAAAUAAUUAGGAAGAGACGUGGUGUAGCCUAAACGCAUUUGUUCAGCAAAGAUACAUCAUUGUUCUCCUGCAUGUCAUUAUAUGCGUAGCCUAAUUCCCUGGACGACUAAAUCCUAAAUGGCUGGCAAAAAGAAAGAAGUCAGUCUACAGGUGUCAGUCACAAACGAAGAACAAUGGGGCGAAAUGCUCUCCACAAAGGGCCUAACAGUUGUUGACGUCUAUCAGCAGUGGUGUGGCCCCUGUCGCGCCGUCGUCAGCCUUUUCAGAAAGAUAAAGAAUGAACUCGGCGACGACCUUUUACAUUUUGCAACAGUAGAGGCGGACAGCAUCGACGCUCUGGAGAGGUACAGGGGCAGAUGUGAACCCACCUUCCUCUUCUAUGGGGGCGGGGAGCUGGUGGGGGUUCUACGGGGUGCCAACGCGCCCCUCCUGCAGCGGCUGGUGGUGGAGGAGCUGGCCAAGGAGAAGAAGGUUCUAGAAGACGGGGCGGAGCGCAGAGUGGUGAAGGAUGAGGGCUUGGUCGACGGGGAGGAGGAAGACGAGGGGGAGGCCAUUGAGAAUGACCACAGUGAUGAAGAUGUUCUGGUUCCGGCACACAAAUCCUACACAGUGGCGAUUAUUAAACCAGACGCGGUCGCACACGGCAAAGCCAGUGAGAUCAUCAUGAAGAUCCAGGCCGCCGGCUUCGAGAUCCUGGCCCACGACGAGAGGACCCUGACUGAGGACGAGGCACGUGUCUUCUACCAGCACAAAGAGGACGAGCCCUAUUUCCAGGAGCUGGUGGAGUUCAUGGCCAGCGGGCCGUCCCAAGUGCUGGUCAUCUCGCAGACGGACGCCUCGGCCGACGUCGUCCCCGCCUGGAGGGAGUUCAUCGGCCCGGCGGAUGUACAGGAGGCCAGGAGGGACAAACCUGACAGUCUGCGUGCCCAGUACGGGACCGAGUCUCUGUUCAACGGUCUCCACGGCAGCGAGGACGGCGAGCGCGCCAGCAGGGAGCUGGCCUUCUUCUUCCCCACCUUCCGCACGUCUCCGCCCGACUCCACCGCCGGCGCGGCGCACGAGGAGGAGCGGGAGCGCGGGCCCGCCGCAGCGGAAGGACGACCCGCCGAGAGGACGCUGGCGCUGAUCCGGCCGCAGCUUGCCAGGGAACACAGGGACGAGAUCUUGUCCUGCGUCCACGAGGCCGGCUUCAGCGUGGCCCUGCAGAAGGAGCUGACCCUGAGCGAGGAGCAGGUGAGGGAGUUCUACAGCGCACACCUGGAGCAGGACUACUUCCCAGCCCUCCUGCAGAGCAUGACCAGUGGUCCAGUGCUGGCUCUGGCCUUGGCUCGGAGAGACGCCGUGCAGCGCUGGAGAGGCAUGCUGGGGCCCACCGACAUCAGCCUGGCCCUGGAGGAGCAGCCCGACUGCCUGAGGGCCCGGUUCUCCGCGGAGGGGGAACUCGUGAACCAGAUCCACGGCAGCGGGAGCUCGGAGGAGGCCGAGCGGGAGAUCGGCUUCUUCUUCCCGCGUUUGGAGGACACGUUGGCCGUUAUCAAGCCCGACGGCGUGGAGCGCCACCGAGAGGAGAUUCUCCAGGAGAUCCGGGCCGGGGGGUUCUCCAUCAUGCGGCAGAAGGAGACGGUUCUGUCUCGAGAACUGGCGGAGGAGUUCUACAGGGAGCACCGGGACAAGCCGUUCUUCAGCCAGCUGGUGGACUUCAUGUGCCGGGGCCCAUGUCUGUUGCUGGUGCUGACCAAAGAGAACGCCGUGGAGGAGUGGAGGGCCAUGAUGGGCCCCGCCGACCCCAGCGAGGCUCGCCAGGCCGCGCCCGACUCCCUGAGGGCCCGCUUCGCCCGCGACCUCCUGGAGAACUCCGUCCACGGCUCGUCCAACCCGCAGCACGCGCGGCAGAAGAUGGACUUCAUCUUCGGCGAGAUCGGCGAAGAGGAGGAGGCCAGUGGUGAGAGAGAGAUGGCGUCACUUCCUCGUGAUGAAGAGGGCCUGGAGAGUUGCGAGGACUUCAGGCAGCUGGAGGAGUCGAUAUCUCCCUCAACUGAUGCUAAUGAGCAGCUGAUAGCCCUCAUGAGUCCGGAGGACGAUUCUCCAAUAGAGCUGAAUAAGGCACUCUCAGCUCAUGGUCCCCGGACUCCUGACGUUGCCAUACCAACAUCAGAGCGGAUGGGGGAAGUGGAGGCACACAGCGCUGCCAGUGACCGUCCGCAGUCUGGUGACCCGACGUCCUCCGCGGAGCUGAGAUGUUCGGGCGACAGCUCCCAGGACUGAGGUCAAAGGUCAGGCCAGAGGAAACGGGCUUGUGGCGUCUCUGUCAUCAGGGAGAGCUGACCCCAUUAGAACUCCUGACGUGACCCGCCACUGGACAACAGAUGAUCCCUCCCCUUAAGCCCUCGUGCUUUAUGAGUCAAAUGAAAUGCAGGGGGGUACACUGUAGUGCUGUGAUGGGUUUGAGUCUGAGGAGAUUAAUAAUCCUCCAGCCUUUGCUCUGUCUGGAAAGCCAUUGGUUAAUCAGGAAAAUAGAGGUGAUGUGAGACUUGAAAUGUUGAAUUAUGAAUUAUUUACGUAGGUAAAGCUGAUUUGUGUUUGAUCCCAUCAUAGGGGAUGAAGCCGUAUUUAUUGUUUUAGUCAGGCAUAAUAAAGCCUGCAAUGUCUGUCUUGCUUUGUUUCCGUAACAAUAAAGAAGGGCAGGACAUACUGUUUGAAAAUAA
Molecule: messenger RNA, 2792 nt
Organism: Sardina pilchardus (European sardine)
Lineage: Eukaryota; Metazoa; Chordata; Actinopteri; Clupeiformes; Clupeidae
Gene: nme9
Product: NME/NM23 family member 9
Exons: 18
Coding region: 205-2352 (715 amino acids)
Biological process (GO): CTP biosynthetic process; UTP biosynthetic process; GTP biosynthetic process
Molecular function (GO): nucleoside diphosphate kinase activity
Source: RefSeq, a predicted model, not a curated record